Messenger RNA from Nycticebus coucang (slow loris), 7061 nucleotides. It is a transcript of the gene ZNRF3, whose product is annotated as zinc and ring finger 3. Gene Ontology annotation, biological process: negative regulation of canonical Wnt signaling pathway; ubiquitin-dependent protein catabolic process; Wnt receptor catabolic process. The transcript is spliced from 9 exons. Gene Ontology annotation, molecular function: frizzled binding; ubiquitin protein ligase activity. The coding region runs from base 168 to 2972 and encodes 934 amino acids. NCBI's taxonomy places the organism in Eukaryota, Metazoa, Chordata, Mammalia, Primates, Lorisidae. The record is from RefSeq and is a predicted model, not a curated record.
AAAGGGCCGCGGCGCGACGGCCCGGGGAGCCGAGCGGAGCCUGCGACCCACAAAGCCGCCGCCGCCGCCGCGAUGGGGCUGUGAGGCGUCCGCCCGCGCUCGGUCCUGCGCCGGCCCGCGACUAUGCCCGGCCGCGCCCGCCCUCCGCGCCCUCCCGCCGCAGGACCAUGAGGCCGCGCUCGGGCGGGCGCCCAGGGGCCCCGGGCUGCCGCAGCCGCCGCCUCCGCCGCCGCCCCCGCGGCCCCCGCGGCCGCCGCCUGCCGUCGCCACCGCCGCUGCCGCUGCUGCUCGGGCUGCUGCUGGCGGCCGCGGGGCCCGGCACGGCGCGAGCCAAGGAGACGGCGUUCGUGGAGGUGGUGCUGUUCGAGUCGAGCCCGAGCGGCGACUACACCACCUACACCACCGGCCUCACGGGCCGCUUCUCGCGGGCUGGGGCCACGCUCAGUGCCGAGGGCGAGAUCGUGCAGAUGCACCCACUGGGCCUGUGUAAUAACAAUGAUGAAGAGGACUUGUAUGAAUAUGGCUGGGUAGGAGUGGUGAAGCUGGAACAGCCAGAAUUGGACCGGAAACCAUGCCUCACUGUCCUGGGCAAGGCAAAGCGAGCUGUGCAGCGAGGAGCUACUGCGGUCAUCUUUGAUGUGUCUGAAAACCCAGAAGCUAUCGACCAGCUAAACCAGGCCUCAGAAGACCCACUCAAGAGGCCCGUGGUGUAUGUGAAGGGUGCAGAUGCCAUCAAGCUGAUGAACAUUGUCAACAAGCAGAAAGUGGCUCGAGCAAGGAUCCAGCACCGCCCUCUUCGACAACCCACUGAGUAUUUUGACAUGGGAAUUUUCCUGGCUUUCUUCGUGGUGGUCUCCUUGGUCUGCCUCAUCCUCCUUGUCAAAAUCAAACUGAAGCAGCGACGCAGUCAGAAUUCCAUGAACAGGUUGGCUGUGCAGGCUCUGGAGAAGAUGGAAACCAGGAAGUUCAACUCCAAGAGCAAGGGGCGCCGGGAGGGGAGCUGUGGGGCCCUGGACACACUCAGCAGCAGCUCUACAUCUGACUGUGCCAUCUGCCUGGAGAAGUACAUCGAUGGAGAGGAACUUCGGGUUAUCCCUUGUACUCACCGGUUUCACAGAAAGUGCGUGGACCCGUGGCUGCUGCAGCACCACACCUGCCCUCACUGUCGGCACAACAUCAUAGAACAAAAGGGAAACCCAAGUGCCGUGUGUGUGGAGACUAGCAACCUCUCACGUGGUCGGCAGCAGAGAGUGACCUUGCCGGUACAUUACCCCGGCCGUGUGCAUAGGACCAGUGCCAUCCCGACCUACCCUACAAGGACAAGCAUGGAUUCCCAUGGAAACCCUGUCACACUGCUGACCAUGGACCAGCACAGGGAGCAGAGCCUCUAUCCUCCACAGACCCCUGCCUAUAUCCGUGGCUACCCGCCCCUCCACCUGGACCACACACUAGCCACGCACCGCUGUAGUCUGGAGCACCGGGCCUACUCCCCAGCUCACCCUUUCCGCAGGCCCAAGUUCAGUGGCCGCAGCUUCUCCAAGGCAGCUUGCUUCUCCCAAUACGAGACCAUGUACCAACACUACUACUUCCAGGGCCUCAGCUACCCAGAGCAGGAGGGGCAGCCCCUGCCCAGUCUCACCGCCAGGGGCCCGUCCCGUGCCUUCCCACCGAGCGGUGGCAGCAACCUGCUCUUUCCCACUGUGGUACCUGUGGGCCCCUCCUCCCACCUGGAGAGCGGCAGCACGUCCAGCUUCAGCUGCUACCACGGCCACCGCUCUGUGUGCAGCGGCUACCUGGCUGACUGCCCGGGCAGUGACAGCAGCAGCAGCAGCAGCUCUGGCCAGUGCCACUGUUCCUCCAGUGACUCCGUGGUAGACUGCACUGAGGUCAGCAACCAGGGCGUGUAUGGAAGCUGUUCCACCUUCCGUAGCUCCCUUAGCAGUGACUAUGACCCCUUCAUCUACCGCAGCCGGAGCCCAUGUCGCACCAGUGAGGCGGGGGGCUCAGGUAGCUUGGGCCGGGCGCCUGCUGUGUGCUUUGAGGGCUCUUCACCACCUGAGGAGCUUCCGGUGACACCCGGUCAUGGUGCUGGGUGGGGAGAGCCUUGGCUGGGCCCUACCUCUCCCUCAGGGGACCAGCUGUCCACCUGCAGCCUGGAGAUGAACUACAGCAGCAGCUCCUCCCUGGAGCCCAGGGGCCCCAAUAGCUCUACCUCAGAAGUGGGGCUCGAGGCUUCUCCUGGGGCCGCCCCCGACCUCAGGAGGACCUGGAAGGGGGGCCCUGAGGGGCCGUUGUGUGCCUGCUGCUGUGAGCCCCAGCCUUCCAAACUGGGGCCCAGUGUAGGGGCAGCCAGCAGCAGCGCCUUAUACCUGGGGUCCCCCCUCUGUGAGGGCUGUGGCCCUACAAGUGGGGAGCCGCAGCUAGGAAACACCCAGGGCCUAUAUGGCUUUCAUCCAGACCAUUUGCCCAGGACAGACGGGGUGAAAUAUGAGGGCCUGCCUUGCUGCUUCUAUGAAGAGAAGCAGGUGGCCCAUGGUGGCCGCCAAGGCAGCGGCUGCUACACUGAGGACUAUUCAGUGAGUGUACAGUACACGCUCACGGAGGAGCCCCUGCCCAGCUGCUAUGCGGGGGCCUGGGACCUGAGCCAGCGCAUCCCCAUCAUUCCAGAGGAUAUGGACUGUGACCUGGGCCUGCCCUCAGACUGCCAAGGGACCCACAGCCUCAGCCCCUGGGGUGGGACAUUGGGCCUGGAGGCCCCCCGGCCCCAUAGGGGCCUGGGAGCAACCCGGGAAGAGGAGCAGGUUCUGUGCUGCCAGGCUGGGGUGCCACCACGGCCUGUUUGCCCCCCAGAGGAGGUUUGUUCCACCAAGGCCAGCUUCCCUAAUACCCCCCAGGACACUCAGGAGUCGGUCACCAUGGCUGCUGAAGGUGCAGGAUCUUGCCCAGCAGACAUCAGCAGCACAGGAGCCUGAGCUCAGAAGGAACUCUAAUCUGGAAACUAGGAAUUGUACAGAGAUUCCAACUCUGACUUGCAAAAAAAGGAAAACAAAUCUUUUUUAGCUUUGAUAAACACACAAAAAAAGUGGUAAUAAAGAGAGCCCUCCUUCUCAACCCAAAAUGUGAGCCACCUGUGGCAAAACCAGCCCCCCUGCCCCCCAUUAACAAACCAACAGACAAAAUUCUCUGAGUCCUUUGCCUCUCUUAAUAACAUGUUAUACUGUUUUGUAAAGUGUGUGUGCUUGGGGUUCUGAGGUGUGUGGAAUUGAGUUCUCUGCUUUGUUGUUGUUUUUUUUUAAGAUAUUAUAUGUAAAUGUAAAAAGUUAUUUAAAUAUAUAUUUUAAAAACCCUAACCACCAACUUUUGCUGAAAAAGAAAAAAAUCACUGCUGCAUUAAAUGAACCACAUCGUGUGUAGAUACUGUUGUCUCCCUGGAGGGAGCUCAGGCCUUUGUAAAGCUCAGGGCUACAUCUGCCUUAGAAAAUGAACCAGAAACUUGAAGUAAAGCUAGUUGAUAUGGGUACAAACUCUGAGGAACAAUGCAAAGCUGCCUCUUUCUUUCUCGUGGCAAAUCCCAGUGUACAAAGUGUUGGGGGUCUUCUUGGAAGCCAUUCCUCUCCAGCCCACACCUUUAGGCAGGUGAUGGAAACAGCUAGGAAUAGGGUGCACAAGGUCUGCAGCACUGGGCACUCACCAUGAGCCAAUGCUCCAGAAGCUCUAGGAUGACAGAGUAUUUCAACCUAGUAUUUCAACCUGUCCCCUUGAAUAAGUCCCAAGUAAAUUGACAGAGUUCAUAGCUCUGGGCAGUGUUCAUGGGGUCCUCUUUUUGAACUCUAACUCCUGGGGCAGAGAAAAGGAGGCUGUCUGCCCUGAGUGGUCUUGACAUUGGAGUCCUUUGCAAAAAUAUUUUGGGCUUCCUGCCACUGGCUGCAGAAAUGGCUUGAUGGGUGUAUGGGGGCAAACACCCCGGAGGAAUAUAGUUUUGUGGCCUUGGCGUCAGAUGGGGCUUGGGGGAGUGCUUUCCACCAGCCCUGCUGGGGUGUGCCUCUAUGCGCAUGGGUCUGUGUGGGGGCAGCCACGCCCCUCAGCUGCUGAUUCCGUGGGCUGCCUUCCCGGGGCACAAGCCCAGACCCAGACCCCACAAAGUCUGCACUGAGCUCCCUUUGAAUGAUACACUUCCCACCUGCUUUCCCCAUAGAAGCCCUGCUUCAGGGUUACUCAGCCCUCUGCCUCUGCGAAGUUGCUCACCUCACCUGCAGAUGUCUACUAUCCUGGCUACCUAAUGCACUAUUUUGUAUUGAUUUUCUGUGAGACAGAGAGGGAGACUUGUCAGAUAGUUAGACCCCCAAGGGUAAGUUUUUGUAUAUUUUUCCAACCUUUUGGGUUUUUUUUUAAAGGUGGUGGAGGGAGAGUUUAAAAACCCAACCGUUUUGUGUAUAAGAUGUUUCAUUUUUAAAAGGGAGAGAGAAUCUAUUUAAAGCUAUUUCAGAUCAGGGAUUGUCAUCCUUUUUGUCCAAUGUAUUCCUUGUUCUUAAAAAAAAUUUUUUAGAGGAAACUGUAUUAUCCCUUGUGUUCACUAACUCUUCUGGUCACUAUUAUUUCUUCAGAUAUUUAUUGGCCAUCUAGAACAGUUUGGCCCAUUGGGUCUAAAAGCUCAUGGCCCCUAUGGGUAGGGAAAUAAGGACCACUCUGAGUUGCCAGGCAGCUGCAAUGAACCCUCCACUAAGGCUCACAGGGUGUUGGCCCAUGGCCCAUACAAGAAUGAGAAUCUCACUAUAUCAGAAUGCUUUUUUCUUAAAAGCCCUGGUGUGAUGAGGAAAUUUACUUACUUCUAGCCAGGAUUUGACAAAGAAAUUCUAGUAUCAAAUGAUCAAAGCUACUUAGGGACUCACUGCUGUGAGAUUUGUCCUCCAACUUCUGGGGUGCAAUCCCUUAGGAGCUGCUUCCCAGCGCUGUGCCCAGCACACCUGUUGGUGAGGGUAUGAGAAGCACCUAAGCUGUUGACAUGUGAUCCCAGCCGCCUUUAUUUCUCAGGCCAGGAGUAGCAGCUGCUGAGGACAACAGCUUGCAUGAUGUGGUUUUAGGAAAGGGGGGGUUAUGGCUUUUAACAUGAACUGCAAAAAGCAGCUUCUCAUUGUUGAGAUAUUUUGUUUGUGGUUUUCCUUUGUUUUUUUUAGAGACAGAGUCUCACUUUAUGGCCCUCGGUAGAGUGCCGUGGCCUCACACAGCUCACAGCAACCUCUGGGCUUAGGCGAUUCUCUUGCCUCAGCCUCCCGAGCAGCUGGGACUAUAGGUGCCCGCCACAACGCCCGGCUAUUUUUUUGGUUGCAGUUUGGCCGGGGCCGGGUUUGAACCCACCACCCUUGGUAUAUGGGGCCGGCGCCUUACCGACUGAGCCACAGGCGCCGCCCAGUUUUCCUUUGUUUUUAAUGCCUUUGUAUAUUAUCUUCCUUGUCUGAAACCAUACUCCUAAAGGGGCUUUUUAUUUUUUUUAUUUUUAUUUAUUUUUUAUUUUUUUGAGACAGAGUCUUGCUCUGUAUCCCUGAUUAGAGUGUAAUGAUGUCAUCACAGCUCACAGCAACCUCUUAACUCCUAACCUCAAGCCAUCCUCCCGCCUCAGCCUCUCGAGUAGCUAGGACUACAGGCCUGGCUUAAUUUUUCUAUUUUUUAGUCGAUAUGGGGUCUCACUCUUGCUUAGGCUAGUCUUGAGCUCCAGACCUCAAGCACUUCUCUGCCUCAACCUCCCAGAGUGCUAAGAUUACAAGACAGGGCCACCACACCUGUCCUAAAGUAGCUUUCUUAAGCCCUGGCUAGAAAACCACUUCUUAAUAGCCUUAAGUAAUAGAUAGUAGAGAAUGUGGCUUCCACUGGGCUUACUAAAAUAAAUUUUUCCAUUUUUCACUGAAAAAAUGGUGACUGCAGAUGGCAAGAGAAACAUUUAACCUUUGUAAUUCACAGGUGGUAGAAACAAAAAUGAACUUUUAAAACCUUAAAUAUCAACCAUUGUCUUUUAGAUUUGUGUUGGCUUAUGAACCAGGGUGACCACAGGAUAAAAUAACCAAAUAUCUUACUUCAUCACCAUUUAAAUCAAAAGGAAUAUCUUCUUUGAAGUUGAAAGACUCCAAUAAUAAGGAAUUUUUUCCGUGGACUCAGUGGUGUGCAGUGGUUAUGUAGUCUCGGAAACUGGGAGCAUCUCCUUUUCCACUGAGAACCCCACUAAGUCAGGGUGUGAUGGUUAGGCAUGGCCAAGUGACCCAGGCCUGGGUGUAGGACAGCCAUAGAAACUUAAAAGUCCUAGAACCAGCUAAAAAUGGAAGAUUGGAUGUUCUAACCAAGGUACUGUGUAUGGAUAUAGCGCGAGUAAGUUGGCUUUAACUCUCUCAGUCCCAUCCUACUGUCCUCCAAACCCAAGUCCUUUUAUUAAGCUCCAUCUCAUGUCCCACUGCUCAGACCCCCCCCCCCCUUAUGUGCUGCUAGUCUCUACUUAAAGUUCAUGCAAGACUAAUGCUUUUAAAAUAAGGUCUAAGAAAGAAUUGCUAAUCAAGAGUAUUGUUUUUUAAACAGAACCGCCUUUUUCUACUCUUUAUAAACUAUUGUGUUGGUCUAACAAGGCACUAUUUAAAAAAGAAUUUUUUUUUUAAAUUUCUCCCAUAGCACUUAAAGAUAUUUUGUAAAGACUUUGCUGUAAAGAUUUUGUAAUAAAAUGGUCUAAGGGCUCUUUUCCAACAUUACCAUUUUUAAAAAACGUUUUAAAAGCUAGAAAACAACGUAUGUAUAUUCUGUAUAUGUAUAGCAGCACAUUUCAUUUAUGGAAAUAUGUUCUCAGAAUAUUUAUUUACUAAUAUAUUUAUCUUAAGCCAUGUCUUAUGUUGAGAGUGUGACAUUGUUGGAAUAAUCAUUGAAAAUGACUAACACAAGGCCCUGUAAAUACAUGAUAAUUGCACACAGAUUUUACAUAUUUGCAGACCAAAAAUGAUUUAAAACAAGUUGUAGUCUUCUAUGGUUUUGUAACAAGUUGUACAAAUGACUGUAAAAAAAAAUACAAUUUUAUCAAGUAUGUGUUA